AUGGAGUCAAAUGAAGCAAGUCUCUCCAUCCUAAUGUUCCCAUGGCUAGCACAUGGCCAUGUCUUUCCCUACCUUGAGCUAGCCAAGAAUCUCACCAAACACAACUUCACCAUCUUCUUCUGCUCCACUCCCAUCAUCCUCCAAUCCCUCCCUCUCCCCCACCACCUCCCCAUCACCCUCAUCCCCCUCCACCUCCCCUCUCCGCCGGAGCUCCCUCCGGACCUCCACACCACGAAGCACGCGCCGCCACACCGCAUGCCCCUCCUCCGCGAAACAUUCCACGCCUCGAAGGCCGCCUUCUCCGCCAUCCUCGCCUCCCUCCGCCCCGACAUCCUCAUCUACGACGCCUUCCAGCCCUGGGCCGCUGAGGCCGCCGCCAAGUCUGAAAUUCCCGCCGUCCACUUCGCCACCACCGGCGCCGCCACCUACUCCUUCUUCUACCAUCCUCGCCUCCCUCCGCCCCCGACAUCCACCUCCACUCCCGCGAGCUGGAAGCCCUUCUGGCUGUUGGCUCUAAUCUCAGAGACAGCGACCAGCUCAGUGAGGGGUUUCCCCACUUCACGCGGUCCCGCGACGUCAUCCUGA
Messenger RNA from Salvia hispanica, 585 nucleotides. NCBI's taxonomy places the organism in Eukaryota, Viridiplantae, Streptophyta, Magnoliopsida, Lamiales, Lamiaceae. The record is from RefSeq and is a predicted model, not a curated record.